UCAGUGUAAUGCAGCGCUGUGUGAGAGCACCACUGUCACUGCUCUCUCCUCUCUGUGUUUCUCUCUUGUUGUCCACAGACACUUUCUCGCCUUCUCUCUGAUCUUUCUCUCUCUCUUUAUCUGCGCUCGUGGUCCCUCUCCUCGCCCCUCCUCUCUCUCUUUGCGUUCUUCCCCUCUUUCUCUUUCUCUCUGACUCUGUCCCAUAGGCAGAGAUAGGAUCUGUUACAUACAGCAGCAGCCACACCAAGAGCCCAGACCCUGUAGCUGACUCUUGUGCCAACCCUUGUGGGAACAUCAGUGGGUGGGUACUUGACAGAGCCAGCGCCAGGAAGAUAAAACCACUCAGUGCUGCUGGAGGUGUGACACAGUCCCAGGCCUCUGCACAUUGAUUCACACAGGAUUAAGCCACUGCAUGAUGCUUCAGGCGGAAGGCCUGGCAUAGCUGAAUUACCGUCCCUGUCAGACUUAACGUCUUUGGAGGCCUCCUCUGCCUUGCUCCUGUCUUCUGUGGAAGGACUAGUAAAAAUUAUCUGCCACUGCACCAACCAGAUCACCCAAAGGGAUGACUGGCAGUCAUCUGUCUCAGGAGUAAGAGAGGAAGCAAUGGGCUGGACUAUGACUCUAAAAGAUGACUUUGGGGUCAUUGCCUGGACACGGCGAGCUGGGAACAACCUCUGCCUCUUCUUCCUCUUUUCCCUCUUUUCCGUUUCAGUCCAGUCAGACAUUGUGUUUCCUAAGGACCAUCAUUUCUCAUGGAAAGCAGGCCAGUGGGGUCAAUGUAUCGGGGAGGAGUGUGGUUCUGGCGGGGUUCAGACAAGGACAAUAUGGUGUGUCCACACGGAGGGCUGGACUACCCACCAUUCCCACUGCCACCACAUGGACAAGCCGGAAAGCCAGCGUCACUGCUUUAAGGUCUGCGACUGGCACCAGAACCUCUUUGAGUGGGAGGUGUCAGACUGGGGUGGCUGUGUUCUUGUCCCUUUCUUUUCCAACGAGCUCAAGCUUAGGACGACUGAGUGCAUUACAGCACAGCAUGGCAUCCAGAGGCGCAAAGUAAAUUGUGUCCGCACUUCAAACCAUACUACAGUCACCUUGAGGAUAUGUGAGUUCUUUUCCCAGAAACCACCUGUGGAGCAGGCAUGCCUCAUUCCCUGCCCCCAGGACUGUGUAGUCUCAGACUUCAACUCCUGGUCCAGUUGCAGCAAAACCUGCGGCGCUGGCCUGCAGCAUCGGACUCGACAUGUCCUGGCCACACCAAUGUACGGAGGCGCAAUUUGCCCCAACUUAACUGAGACCAGGACUUGUUCUAGCUCUGUUGACUGCCCUGCUGGGGAGGGCGAGUACCAGUACAGCCUUAAAGUAGGGGCCUGGAGCGAGUGCCGACUACCCCAUCACAAGGAUGCCCUUCUAAGUGGUAGGACCACAGUGGACUUCAGCGCCAGCUCCAAUGAGAACAACACAGUCACAUUGCACACGCAGGCUUCUCACCACCACGCCCAUCACCACCACCCUCAUGCGCACAAGUACCCCAUGUCAUGGGAACUGGAGGUAGGAUACAAGACACGACAAGUCCGCUGCACACGGAGUGACGGCAGGAAUGCUAUGCUGAGUCUGUGCACCAAGGACAACUCCCCUCUCACCUUCCAGGCGUGUGUGAUGCCCAAGGACUGUCAGACAUCUGAUUGGUCCUCAUGGAGUCCCUGCUCUAAGACCUGCCGGUCCACCGACCUGUCCCCUGGUUACAGACUCCGGUCACGGAUCAUGACGCACAUCCCUGUCAGAGGAGGGAAACAAUGUCCUGCCCUUGAGGAAAAAGAAGCUUGCCACAUCAUAGGAGAUUUACUUCCAAACUGCCCCAGCUAUGUGUGGAGGACCACUGACUGGGGCGAAUGUCGCAUCCUCCCCUUACUGAGCCAGCAGGACCGGCGGCUGGCUAACAUCAGUAUUCUGUGUGGAAGCGGGAUCCAGACCAGAAAGACCUACUGUGUUCAAGUCCCCGAUGACUCAGCACCACAUCACAGGAAGGAGGUGUCCAGGCCUGUGAAUGCCAGGCUGUGUGCUGGUGAAGAGCCCCCCAUGGCGGUCCAGCACUGCUCCAUCCCUUGCCAGCAUCACUGCCUGCUCUCCCAGUGGUCACCCUGGGGUGCCUGCCUACAUGACAACUGCAAAGAACCACAGGGGAAAAAAGGUUUCAGACAGAGGAGGAGAGAGGCGCUGUGGCAGUCCAGCAGUCCUCCGGAGACCUGCCCUCAUCUAGUGGAGUCCAUCCCCUGUGAGGAUCCUGCCUGCUACGUGUGGCAGGUCCAACAGGAAGAAAGAUGCAUUCCCACUAAAGGCUCCUGUGGUCCUGGAGCUGCAGCCCAGAAUGUGACCUGUGUCAGCGCUGAAGGGUCCUCCCCUGUGCCGAUUGCCCUCUGUGUAGACGACCCUCCCCCUACAGAAGUGGCCUGCGAGGUGGCCUGUCCUUCAGACUGUGUGGUUGGCUCCUGGUCUCCCUGGUCACCCUGCUCACACAGCUGUACCACUAAGACUGCAGAGGGUCAACAGAGCCGCACACGCACUGUGUUGGCCAUCCCAGGGAAAGAAGGGAAGAAGUGUCCGGCAGCUCCAGCCCUGGAGGAGUGGAGAGUCUGCAAUGACCACCCUUGUAUGGUAUUCUACUGGGAGGCCUCAGCCUGGGGUCCCUGUAUUGAGGAUGCCUUCGUGGAUCUCAAUGGAACCAGCUCCUGGAAUGGGACCCCUGCCUGUGCCAUGGGUGUUCAAAUCCGCAAAGUCAGCUGCACGAAGAUGAACGUUGGACCUGUCAUAAGUAAAAGGUGUUCAGAUUCUGCUCGUCCAGAAUCGGUCCGACCCUGUUUGCUUCCCUGCGAGAAAGACUGCAUUGUGACACCCUUCAGUGAAUGGACAGCCUGUCCAUCAACCUGUAUGCCAGAAAAUGCGACUGCUGCCACGCAGUCUCGAUACAGAACCAUCAUUCAGAGGUCUGCUAAUGGAGGUCAAGAGUGCCCUGACACACUGUAUGAAGAGAGAGACUGUGAAUCACGUCCUGUGUGUCCAGUGUAUAGUUGGAGGACACACAAGUGGCACAGCUGUAGCUUGGUUCCAGAUUCUGUUCGACGUGGAUUAUCUGGACCAGGAGAGGCCUGUGGAAAUGGUUUAGAAACGAGAGGAGUCAGUUGUGUUGGGGAGAUGGGUGAGUCGGCCAAUAUGACUGAGUGCCUGCGAUGGGCUGGCCCCUUGCCACCUCAGAUCAGAGAGUGCCGGGUGGCUUGUAAGGAUGACUGCACUCUAACUUCUUGGUCCAAGUUCUCUGAAUGCUCUGGAUGUGGCAGCUCCCGCAGUCGCAAGCGCUCGCUUACAGGUCGCAGUAAAAAGAAGGAGCAUUGCCUGGAUGAGAAGUUACACCCCCUAGAGGAGACAGAGACUUGUCCCUGUGAUGAGUUUCUGUCCCAGCCCUAUGGGAACUGGUCUGCAUGCCUCCUCCCUGAUCCUUCACCUCCGGGGUCCCUGCAGGGCUGGAUGAGCCACCGGGAGGUGAAGGAGUGUGGCCAAGGUCUGCGCUACAGAGCUGUGGCCUGCAUAGACCAGCAGGGACAUCUGGUCAAUCCCACACAUUGUACAGACUCAGGCUAUAUGGUGGAGGUUUGCCACAUCCCUUGCCCUCUAGACUGUAAGCUCAGUGACUGGUCAGCCUGGUCAGCCUGCAGUGCAUCCUGUGGCAGCGGGUUGAAGAUCAGAUCCAAGUGGCUCAGGGAGAAAGCUUUCAACGGGGGUCGCCCGUGCCCCAAGCUGGAUUUGAAAAAUCAGGCUCAGGUGUACGAGGCAGCACCUUGCCACUUUGAAUGCAGCCAAUACGAGUGGAGGAUCGAGCCCUGGUCCAUUUGUACCAUCAACACUGUGGACGACCUGCCAGCCUGCGGGGAGGGAGUCCAAAGCCGCAAGAUCAGGUGUGUGAAGCAGGAAACAGCGAGUGGGGAGAACAGCACGUUGGGAGACAGUCUGUGUGAUCCGGAGGAAAUGCCACCAAGAGCCCAGGUCUGCUUUCUGGCCUGCCCCAACGACUGUGUUGUGGCACCCUGGGGACCUUGGAGCAACUGCCCCCUGCAAUGUGACCAAGGAACAGCAAGGAACAGAAGCAGACACAUCCUCCGCCUCCCAGCCUCAGAAAACUCGGCCUGCCCAGAGCUAGUCCAGUCAGAGCCCUGCAUCCUCAACAGCACCUGCUUCUCCUACCAGUACACAGUGUCAGACUGGAGUACAUGCCAGCUGAGUGAAAAUGCCAUCUGUGGUCACGGUUCACGGCUGCGUCUCGUGGACUGUAUUCGCAGCGAUGGCAAGAUUGUGGAGUUGCAGAAGUGCGAGCAGUUUGGGCUGAUCAACAAGUACAAGCUGUCAGAGAGCUGCGUGGUUGACUGUCCUAUCAGCUGUAUGCUCUCUGACUGGUCGCCGUGGGCGGAAUGUUCCCACACCUGUGGUAACCAAGGUCAGUUUCUGCGCACCCGGAGAAUUCUGCAGGAGGCUAAUGAGGAAGGUCGGCCCUGUCCCAACCAGCUCACCCAGAUCAAGCCUUGUCCCAUAAAGCCUUGCUAUACGUGGAGGCUGAGUGACUGGUCCCCAUGCACCGUCGAGGGUGCAGAGUGUGGUGAGGGGCUUCGGAGAAGGAGCCUGUCAUGUGUCGUCAAUAGGGGAAACUGGCCUGAGUCUCCUCCGCAGCCAGUGGACGAGGAACUUUGUGGAGACAAACUGAGGCAGCAUAUCCAACAGGAGAUGGAGCAGCCCUGCUUCGUCCCCUGCCCAGGAGACUGCCAUUUGACUGUGUGGUCGUCUUGGAGCUCUUGCCAGCUGACCUGCCUGGAGGGGCGGAGUUUUGAAACCACUGGGCGCCAAGCUCGCUCUCGAGCUGUGAUCAUUCAGGUCAUGGAGAACCAGGGCAGCUGCCCACAUCAAGUAUUUGAGACCCAGCCCUGUAAAGGGGGGAAAUGCCACAGUUACCAGUGGAGGACUGGAGGAUGGAGCAACAAUGAGAGAGCAGUGUGGUGUCAGCGCUCAGAUGGUGUCAAUGUCACAGGGGGGUGUUUCCCGCAGAAAAGGCCGACCACGGUCAGACACUGCCAUCCCGCGUGCACUAAACCCUUCUCUCACUGCACCCCGAGCGGAGUGUGUGGGUGUGAGAAGGGUUACACUGAGGUGAUGACCACACAUGGCUUCUUGGACUACUGCACCAGAACGCCGGGGGUGGAUAACAACAAGAAAGCUGAUGUGAAAACCAACUCUGGAAGAUUAAAACCCGGGCCGUCUCAGGCCCAGGACCUCUUCAGCGAGUGGACAUUACGACCUGUUGGCCCAGAUGGAAGAGUAAAGCUGUGGGUUUACGCUGUGACUGCCGUUGGAUUCAUCUUAAUACUCUUCGUUAUUGCAUUAUCAUUCCUGGUCUGUAAGCCUUCCAAAACCACUAAGACGUCUCCUCCACCGCAGAAGCCCUUGACCCUGGCCUACGAUGGUGACAUGGACAUGUAACCAGGCUGCUAUACCUCGAAAGGACGCGCUCGGCCUCGGACAGACUCCUGACUGCGUUCAGAUUGUUAGCAAGCACGUCCAUCACAUACCACUGAUUGUUGGCCAGUUUGAGCUUGGGUGACUAUUUGCUGUAGUGCCAAUUGUAUUGCAAAAAUGCAGCGGACAGAUAGCGACGAUCGCACCUGAUUUGCUGCUGAAGGGCAAUGUAGCCCAUAAUUAUGGCUUCAGUCAACUUUCCUCCCCAAGGAAGAGGAACAAAAGCCAAAUAUGGUGGAAAUGAGAUAAAAGGUCUCUAGACACAGGAAAUAAAUGGACCUCUAGUUUCUCUUUUUAACUGCUUGCAAUGUGAACGCACAGUUGAAGCACUGUUUGCAACCCACAAGUCACGAGGACUCCUAAAAGGCAAAGACUAAAUGGAUGUUUGAGUUUUAUUGUGUUAAGAAUCAGAGUCAGCAGUCACUCAUGCCAUUCAAAAGCAGGAAAACAGAACAUUUGGCAUUUGACUUUGUCUUUUCAGUGCUGGAUCUUUGUAAAAAAGAAAAUGUCACACGCCUUUUGGCUUAACAGCCUUUUUUUGAAUUUCUGAGAAUAAACAGGAUGCCCUAUGCACUACAUUAGUGCUGAUUCACCUUUGUUUUUUUCCUUUCAAAUGACUUUUCUAGUGUUUUAAUUGUAAUGCAAGUUGUUGCUGUCAGAUUGUGUUUUGUUGAUGAUGCCAUAUGUUGUGUAUAUGUGGAAACCAAAAGCAGGCUUGCCUUGAAUUUAACAAAACAAUGAUGCAGUAAUUUUUCUCCUCUCUGAUUCUCAUAAGACUUCUCGGAAUUGUGGAAUUUUUUUGGUCAACAUGGUCAAGAAUUAACAGCAAACAACACACACAAACCUUUUAAUGCUAAUUAUCAAAUGCCAGCAUGAUGAAUAUCAUACCUCACACACACUCUUUCAUCAAAUCAUGCAAAUAAGAAAGCACUGAUUGCCAAAACAAAUACAAGAAUGGAGAUGGUGAAUUAUGAACUGGAUCACACACCGUGUAUUUUUAGAGCAAAAAUGCUUUACUUCUUUUCACAAGGAUGUCGUACAUUUUUGUACUGCAUUUAUUUCAUUGUAUUACAUCCAUUUACAAAGUCAUUUGACAGAGCAAGACAAGCUACAAGUUUUUGACAGUUGUUUCCUCUUUUAUUUCAGUUUUUGGACCACAAAGACAGGGCUCAAAACAUGACAGCAAAUACCAAAUAUUUGUGAGCACAAAUGAAUUAGGUCAUCUCUCAUUUCUUUUUCUCUAGCUCAUGCAAAAAAGUAAUGACUUUUCGGUAACACUUUCUAUGAAGACCACAUCUAUAAUGUGUCAUGGGGGCAUUCAUAGUGAAUUAUAAUGCAUUUACAUUUUUUUAAAUAAUCUAUGCUGCAUCAUAAGUCGUUAUGUUCGUUGCCAAAAUGCAGAGAAUCACAAAUAACAUUUGUCUGCUUUGGGAAGGGAACCUUAAGUUGUAAAACCUACAUGAUAUAUUGAAAGUAAGAAAAAGACAAAAUGCCUUUUGUCAAGCUUUAUUUUCACUAUGGAUAAAAACAGUGAGUCGGGGUGUUCUAACAAACAAUCAACAUCAACAAAAAUUGACAAAAUGUAUUUUGUGGUUUUCUUACUUUGAAUAUAUCAUAUAGGUUUUAUAACUUAAUGUUGCAUUCCUAACACAGACACAUUUGGCUUGAAAUUUCCCUGCAUGGUUUAUUAACAUUUUGGCAUCUUACAUAAUAAUCACUGCAUGCAAAUGCAUUACACUUUACUUACCACCAACAAUGAAAUGUUAUGAUGAAGCAUGCAUUAUUAUAUAUGCAUCAAUAUAAACUUUACUUAACACAUACAAUGAUAACUUAUGACACUGCAAGGACUAUUAUAGCACACUAUGAGUCCUUAUGGGUCCUAUGAGACUCUACAUUUGAUAGUAGUAUGUAUAGGUGAUAAUAGAUAGUCAUAAUGUAUUUUAAGCCCCAUCAGUCUAGACUCUAGAGCAUUGAUAAGACACUUGAACUUAUAAUUCAUUAUAAAUCACAUCUAUAAUGUUAUAAUCUGUAAUGUUAUGACUGUUGAUAUAGUGCAUAAGAAAACGUGCAGUAAUGAGGCAUUUGAAAUGCUUUAAAGUUCCCUAUGAAUGCCCUCAUAGAAAGUGUCACUGACUUUUCUUUUAUUCAGCCCUGGAAUUGUUUCAGAUUUCCACUUCCAGUAUAAGGCAUCCAUAUAUCUUAGUAAAGAAUCUUCAUUUUUUUUUUUUCUUCAUUUAAUCCUCUUGGCCCCCUUGGGAGCAUAGGGCGUCCACCAUGGAUCUCCACCUCACUCUCCUCUGCGCUAAGGUCUUUACUUCUUGCCAGGAGUUCCCCGUCUUGGUCAGUUCAUCAAGCGUGGACCGCCUCCACUUGGAUUUAGGUCUCCCUAGCUUCCUCUUGCCUUGGGGAUUAUAGUCCAGAGCUUGUCUUGCUAUGUUCCUCGGAUCCUUCCUAAAUGUAUGACCGAUCCAUCCCCACUUUAUAGAUUGGAUUUCAAUGUGGAUUUGCCACUAGUUCAUGCAUCUCCACAGGUCUACAUUUGUAAAGCAUCUUAGUGGACCAUAAACGCUUACAUUUAAUAUCAUUUAGUCACGGAUCCUUCAGUGGACCAUAACGCUUAUAUUUAGUAUCAUUUAGUCACAGAUCCUUCAGUGCAUUAUUCAUACGACCCAGUGGAGAAUUAAGUUCCUUAAACUUGGUGGUUUUGGCACUGACCAGAGUUUACGCUGUUUCUCUUUCUGCCUCCACAAACUGAAGACACACAAGACUUGGUCUUGUAUUAUCUGACCUCCUUCUGAAUGUAUUUUACCAGUAACUCUAUAAUCGUAGUGGUUGUACAAAUACAGUUGUUUACAUGUUGUAACAAUUGUAUUUACACAGCUGAUUGUAUGUAAGCAUGCUUGAUCCAUUUUGGCAGAAAGUGCUCCGAGUGGCCUUGCAAAGAUUCUGUUUUACAAGUUGCCAAACAUUUUAGAGUUGUUUCUUUCAGGCAGUGUUUCUACACUAAUAUUUGGCCAACAAAGGGACAUUUGGUAAAUGUUAGGUCAAUGUGAAAUCCAAUUGUGAGAUACUGAUAAUCUCUAGAUAACAGAAUCAACUAAAUUAUCCGGGCACAUUUCCAUUAUAAAACAAAGAACAGCCAAUUUCUGACAUAUUGGGUUUUAUCCAAGAAAAUCUAAAAGUAUGUUCACUCAUUGUUUACAGUGCCAUGCAAUUUGUGUUACUAUUGUGUGUACAUGGAGAGCUGGACAAAAAUGCAAAUAAAUUGUGGAAUCAUGUGGAAAAUAAAA
Messenger RNA from Perca fluviatilis (European perch), 8843 nucleotides. RefSeq names its product thrombospondin, type I, domain containing 7Ba (gene thsd7ba). The record is from RefSeq and is a predicted model, not a curated record. Lineage: Eukaryota; Metazoa; Chordata; Actinopteri; Perciformes; Percidae. The transcript is spliced from 30 exons. The coding region runs from base 604 to 5517 and encodes 1637 amino acids. Gene Ontology annotation, cellular component: plasma membrane. Gene Ontology annotation, biological process: actin cytoskeleton organization.